Molecule: messenger RNA, 5393 nt
Organism: Amyelois transitella
Lineage: Eukaryota; Metazoa; Arthropoda; Insecta; Lepidoptera; Pyralidae
Gene: HIPP1
Product: putative leucine-rich repeat-containing protein DDB_G0290503
Exons: 5
Coding region: 266-3163 (965 amino acids)
Source: RefSeq, a predicted model, not a curated record
UUGUGAUGGACGCGAACGCAGUAGCCAUCAAGUCAAGUUGAUAAAUUCUAUUCCAAAAAUUCUUGAGGGGGAUAAAUUGUGAAUGGAAAUUUUAGUAAUAUCUAACCUGAGUGAAGUUACAAUUUGUUUAAUUUAAGUAAGACAAGUUAACGCAAAAAAUGUAUUUGUCAGCUAGAAAUCGUUUGAAGUAAGUGUUUGAUGGACGUAGGUUAUUUUGUGGUUUAAAAAGAAACAUUAUAAAUUCUUUUACUCUAAAUAAUCAAAUAUGGAAUCUGUUGAAGAGACGCUUGUUCACAGCCCUUCAGUGGAAGGUGCUAAAUCUAAACCAAAUGAUGAAACAUCCGAUUCGAAAACAGACCCAGAAGUAUGUCAAAAAUCAAAUGGCCUUUCCGAUAACUCUGAUACAUCGCAACAACAGAACUUGGAAAAUAACGUUGAAAAACCGGUCGAAUGCUCGUCUGCCUCUGCUCCAGGUCCAAAUUUUUCUGAAAGUGAAUCAAUUGAAAUGUUAACUGCCUCAAAAGGUUUAGAAUCAUCAAAAUCUGAAUCAAAACAGCAGACUUCUAUAGAUUCUAAUGUUAUAGAGGAACAGCUAGUGGAUAAUACUUUUAUAUAUGCUGACCCAGUCAACACUGAAGUCAGUAUUUGUUCCCAACCGGGUGAUAGUAAAAUAACAUCUGUUAAAGAAAUAAAUGAUAACCAAAAUGAACAAUUAAUUAAUAAUGACAAUGUUAAAUUUGAAACUGAGAUCUUAGUGGAAACAAAUGACAAUGAUGUGAAUGAGCUUGAUUUGAAUAAUGAAAUAGGUGAAGUGGGUCCACAGGAAUCUGCUAGUAAUAUUCUAACAGAACUUGGUCAAAAUCUGGAAUUGAGUGAAGCCUUGCGUUCAUCUGACAAUGCUGAAAAUGGGGAAAAUAACAACCAUUCCAUGGGGCAAGAAGUAUUCAAUAAAGAAGAGUUAUUAGACAUUUUAGAAGGCAAUGAUGUUUCACAUACUGAUCCUAUGCGAGGUGUUGCCUAUGAGAUAGAAAUCAAACAUAACAAUCCUGAUGGGAAAUCAGAAGUUCAGCUAGCUUUAGAGCAACUGUCACGUCUUAAAAAGCCAAAAAAUCGUAGAAUUAAACGUACAGAAGUUACUCCUAGAAAAAGGAAUUCAAAUAUAAAAACAGAAAUGGAUCAUAAUGUUAUUGAUACCAAUAAAGACACUGUGAAAUCAAAACAAGAGGGCGUAGUGAAAUUUAAGAAAUCAGAAAAUAAAGAAAAGCCUAAAAAAGAACCUAAAAAUGAGACCAGCAUAGUAAACAGUUUGGUUCAAGAUUGGGAUGAUGAUGAACCUGUAGAUGAUGAUACAAACAACCAAGACAACAAAGACAUUAUUAUUUCAGUUGGAACUGAGCAGCAUGUGGAAACACAGGAAUCAGUAGUGAGUCAGGAUGUAGCAGCACGAACAUCAGUAGAUUCUGUAGUAAGUGAUGGCACUGCACCUAGUAAGUCCCAUGAUGAUGGUCAACCCCAGAGAAGAUUAGGUAGAGUCAUCAAGAAGAAAGUUAUAUAUGAUCCAGAUAAUCCCGACACUUUUACUAAAAGCAAACCUACUAUUAAAAAAGAACCACAAAUUGAAGAACCUCUACAAAAGAAGGGCAAAAUUGAACAAAGGCCAAAGUCAAAAUCUCCUAUUGCAAAGCUGCAGUGGAAGAAGCCACAACCAAAAAAUAAUAAACAAAAUAAAAGAUUGUCAGAAGUUGAUAAGUUAUUGAUGGAUGAAGGCGCUGUAAAUAUGAUAUAUCAACUUACUCCAGAAGCCCCUAAGGGUAAGAAAAAUAUGAGAACCAAAGCAGAAUUUAUUAAAAAAUUACAAAGUUCUACCCCUGAGACUAAAGAAAUGAAAUUCAGAGAAAGGAAAAUUAAAUUAGAAGAAGGAGAAGCAAAGAAGAUAAUUGGAGGCAAGCAGAGGUCGUCUUUGAGUAGCUCAGUUAAGUCUCCGUCAGUUUGUGAAGACUUUGAGACUCACAGUGCUGAUGACUCCAUCAUUUAUCGGAGACACUCAUCCAGUUCUUAUUCAAGUGCAUGCAUGAGCCCGAGACGGUUAAGUGAUGUAGAAGGAAGUGGAACUCAAAACAAAUCUGCACCAAAGGAAUUGGUUGUCGAUACUGAGCAUGCCCAUACUGAUAUAAGUGGCAAUUUAUCUACAGAUGUAUUUGUACCAGAAGAGGAAAAGAGCGAAAAUAUCUCCAUGGAUAUAAUUAACAAAGAUGAUUGCUUAUCUUUAAAAGAAAAGUUGAACUCCAAGUUGUCUCUUGCAUUAAACAAACGAAAACUUGACAGUUCCAAAAUUGGCAAACCAACAAAGCAAAGAAAAGUAUCUAAAUUAAACCAAGUGGUUUCAGAAAAUGCAACAUAUACAUAUUUAUCAGUUUCGUAUGAGCUACCCUUUGUAGCUGAAAUACUUAUUCGCAAGACAGGGUCCAAAUGUGAUAUUAGGAUGUUUAAAGAACUGUAUCAUGCAUUAGAGGAGAUUGAUUCAAGGAAAGACAUAUCAGUGUCAUUGCUGAUGUCGGAGAGUGGGGCUCUGUGUUCAGAAUUAGAUUUAAGUUCAUUGGUCAAUGAUAAUGUCGAAGAACGAACCAAUUUUGCAUAUGAAUAUGCAGAAGCAAUAAGGUUGGUCCUAUUCGCGAUGGUGCAACACAGCAAGCUGCUAUGCACGGGCGUGUGGGGCCCGUGUCGCGGCGUGUCGCUGGCGCUUUUGGCGCUGAGCGACGUGUCUCUGGCGGCGGAGGAUGCUACUUUCGCGCUAGCCUCAAACGCCGAGCAGCCAGUGUUGCCAGGCGUAAUGCUGCUGUCCUCGCCGUGGCAGUCCCUGCCACAGACUUUGGUCAACGACCUGGUGAUAUUCGGGAGCUGCCUGAGCGCGCGCGAGGCGGCGCGCGGCGGGCUGGUGUCGCGCGUGCUGCUGCCGGGCCGCCGCGCGGACGUGCGCGCCGCCGUCACGGCUCUGACGCGCGCGCCGCACAAGAAUAUUUUGCUGAAGAAACGCUUGUUGAACCUUAAGAAUGUGUGCAGCAAUACAUUCCUUUCCUGCCUAAUCAAGGAGAGGGACUUGAUCAUAAACUAUUGGACUUCUGACGAGGGGCAAGAGUUACUACGCGCGACCAUUACCGCCUAAGUAGAGUAAGACAUAUUUGUUGAUAGAACCUAGGCUACGAUGACUUGAUAAGUCAUAACUUUAUAUUCACCCUCUAUUCGAUAGAGUAUGUGGAGAUAAAAUAAUAAACAUCUCUUCUCUUUAUUGACUGGUUUCUGGGUUCAAUGUGCAAGUAGGAUAAUAUUAGAUUAAUUAACAUGUAUUUUGGGUAUAUAAUGUGUAAUAAAUAAACUUCCCUACUUUACUGAUCGGUAAAAAGGAAUGUUUUGAGUGUGCGCACAAUACAAACCGUAGCGUUGAAUUAUAGCAAAAAUUUGACCUUUUGACUAUGAUAUGUGGCAAUAAGGCGGAACAUUCCUUAGACGUUAUUAUUUAUUAUAUAUUAUUUUUACAAAUUUGUUUUGUCUUUAUGGUUCUUUCAGGUAUGUUCAAUAUAACUGCAAUACAAAGCUCAUUAAUUAUUAGUAUUGUGCGCUGUAAAAAGACUGCCGUUCUUUUUACAAUUUUGAUUCACACGCUGCAGAAAAUAUAUACAAAAUUACAAUAGUAUUUUGUUGUGUUAAGUGAUUCAUCUUUUAAUAUAAGUGACGUUAAAAAAACUUAUAUGAAUUAUUAAAGUUGUUAAUACUACAACACCCAAAAUUAGAAAUAAUAGAAGUGCUGUCUGUUAAUUAUUUUUACAUAAAGACUAUUUGAAUUGAGUAAAUAUACAAAAAAAAAUGUAGCGUAAAUCUGAUUUAUCUUUUCCACUAAACAAAUAAUGACAGAUGAAUAAAACAUAGUUUUCCAUAAUUUUACCAUCUCAUGUUUUGUAAAAUGCUUGUUUUUGUGUGAAUUUUUUUUUCUAAUUAACAAUUCUUUCAAAUAUAUAUUUAUUCAGUAUCCAUUUUUAUCUAUUGAAAUAUUUUUACUCAAUUUAUAGAGACUUUGUGUAAUAGUAACACAACACUGUUGUUAUGCAUCAGUUGUUGUUACAUUUUAGUCAUAGAACAUUAUUUUAUGUUACAGAUUAAAUUGUUUAUGCGUUUGUUUUAGAUGUUUAUGAGUUUAUAAUGUCGAUUAAUGAAUUUCGAUUAAUAGCCAAAGUUCUGAAGUGCUUUGAUUAAAUCUUUUGAAGACUGGUUAAUAUCGUGCGUUUUAAGUGGGGCUGGAAAGCCGAAAGUUUACAUAUCCUUUCGUUAAAUGCUGAGACCGCCGGAAGAUGUUUCGAUACAACCAAACGACGUAAAUAUUGUUUCUGGCAUCUUGCAUCAUCAUCAAUCAUAUUGGUAUAAUGUAUUAUCUCAUUUUUUAUGUAAUAACAAUAUUCAAAAGAGUAUAAAUUAUGAACUAUCUUGGUUUGUGCAUAAAUUAAAUCUCAUAUCUCAAUCCCGAAUAACCACAAUAUCUUUGUAAUCCUGUCUUAGACUUAUUUAGAUUUUAUUCCUUCAGUUUAGUUAUUUACAUGUAAGUGUAGCAAUAAUUUAUUUCAUUCUAUUUCUUAGUUAAAAAAUAAAGUGCCUUUAAUACGAUUUCCGUAUUUAUUUGUUUACGUAUAUUAAAAAAGUAUACACUCUAACGUGUAGCUAUUUACAAUUACACACAUACAAUAAAUAAUCGUUACACAGAAUCAAUAUGACUCGUUGAAAUUUUGAGUGUGAUCGUGACUGUUAAGGAAAACUGAAAAAUUUAAUGUAAUUAUUAAGAUUUAUGUUACAUGAAGGCUAGGCUGGUUUUACAUGACGCCGUUGAGACGCGUCGUUGGCCAGCGCGUUCCAUCGGCGCGCUUGUCCGGCGGCGCGCUGUGUAACAAGUGUCGCGGUUUGGUGUAAAGUAGUAGUAGUAAGCAGCGCCGACGACGGCACGCGUCUCACGACCAGCGCGUUUAAACUGCGUCACUUUGCAACUGGGCUAUUAUCUGGUGUUAAUCCACGCGCGAGUGUGGUCAGCGCUGGAACAAGCGCGUGACUCUGAAACCAGCCGUAGUGUGUCUGUGGUGUUUUGUAGCAUUUCAGCAGUCGGUAAAAUAUAUUUUUCUAAAGAUGAAAUGUGUAAAAAAGAAAACAAAUAUUUAGGUAGAUAUCUAUUAAGUAUAUGCUUCAACGAUUUUAUGUUGCAACUCCUGAAUAUGCUACGAAAUAUCCUUAAUGCAAAGAUGUAGGUCCUGUUUUUGUUUUUCUUUACAUACAAAAACAUUAUAAUAAAAUAUGAGGCGCAUAUUAUGUGAAUAAACAUGAUUAAUUUGUGUCUAAUUAAAUGAUCGACCUUAAAA